AUGCCGUCAAUUUUCCAUUUCUUCCUUGCAGUUGGCCUGGCCGGUAUUGGUAAGGUUUUUAGCCAACAUAUUGUGAAAACGGCGUCUUCCGACUCUGCGAGACUUGUAGAAUGCAAUGUUAAUUUCAGCAAAAGCCCACAAUGACUUGAAUAUCCCUUUUCCAAAGGAAAUUGCGGAAGACAACGACAACUACGAGGCCUACAAAUACUUCGCGAAAUAUGCGGAUUACAAUAUGGAAAGAGAAAACUCUCCGUGUCUGAACUUCUACAAUUACAGUUGUCAGUACGCGAAUAUCAGCAACACUGCGCUUUUGAUAUCGAAAGAAAAUAUUGCUCAAGUCGUCAGAGGAAUCAAGAAGGAGAGGGUGGGAAACUUUCCAUCGUUUUUAAGUGUUACUAACCAGGAAUUCACCCCAAGUGCGACGCUUAGGCAUUGAGCUUUACUCGCUAUGGUACAAGGAGCUUUUGUUGUUUUUUUUCACGGUCAUCUCUACAAAGCGCGAGCUAGAAGUCUCGCAUAUGUGCUGAAAAAAUAUUGUUCUAAUUUUGUCCCAAGUUUCAGCAAGGUCUAAGCGUCACACAUGGAGUAUCCCCUCUGAAUUGCAACAAAAAAUAAUCAACGAUAAUCAGUUACCAUUUUGUUUCAGAACACCGAAUGGUACAGGCUCUUAAGAAGAGAGUUUGACAACUGUCUGCACCGACGGAUUAGUCCAGAAGCGGUCCAUCAAAACGGCACUGUCUUAAAGACGAUUUUAAGAGAGCUGGCGCAAGAAUUUAGACUUCCUUUUCCAUUUAUCAGCACAACGACAAGUCAUGCGGGCCUUCCACAACAAUUCGGCGAUGUUGUCGGCUAUCUGGCCCAACGAUUUCAAGUGCACACAUUUUUGAGCUAUAAAAUUAAAAACAGAAAACUAAUACUAGGAGAGCCACAACUCGCAUAUCCUGUAAAAUACUUUACCAUGGCUUUUGACAUGUUUGGCGACGGAUACAAAGAGUCAAUCACGGACUAUAUAACGCAAGUUUUGGAAGUCUUAGACACGGAGGUGAGUCGUCUGGAGCUAGCAAAAAUUGUUGAUGAUGUCGUGGAGUUCGAACUACGGUUGGCAAGGAUUUUGGAGGUCCUACCGGUAGACGACGCUCUCAGGAACGAUGCAGCUCAAGAACUUGUGAAAAAUGCCGGACAAUCUCUUGAUUUGAAGGCAUAUCUGAGAAGAAUUUCGAAGAACGUGAGGCAACCCGACGUCUUCGCUGCGCUUACAUCGAAAAUUCAAGUUGCUCAACCGACCAGACUGCAGGCGAUGCAAAGUUUUAUCGCUGGCUAUAACCCAGUCGUCAUCCUGAAUUAUUUGAUCGUCCGCUUGGCCAGAGGCCUCAGGCAAUAUUUUCCGAGAAAGCCGAAGGAGUGCCUUGCCGAUCAAUGGCUGAGGGACGGAAGAGGUGUUCAGAACAUUGGAACAGUAAGGAAAGUGAGAUAAAAACAGAAAUUCGAGUAGGCUCUUAUUCCACCAACACCACAAAUGGAUCCGUAUCCCGUAGCAACAAUGGAUUGGCGAGAAGUGGCGUGCGCUGAGACGCUAAAUAACAUUUAUACGUAUUUGGUGUCCCGAGUUUUCAUAGAUGAAAACCUACCUGAUCUAAAAAAGCGAACGGAAUUUGUGGAGCGAAUCAAGACCAUUACCAAAAGCGUUACAAAUGCGUUAAGGGUAGGUAAAACAAAAUUGCGAGAUAGGGAGUUUAACAUGUUUAGAACCAGUUUGCGAAAGUCCCCUGGCUAACACCAGCGUCAAAAGAGGCAAUCUUCAAAAAGCUGGACAAUAUGAGAUCCGCUUUGGUCUACGACAAAUGGAUGGAGAACGAUGAGUAUCUGGACAAAAGGUAUAGGAAGAAGGAGUUUGCAGGUAAUGAAAAUACAUCAACCUUGUACAACACCUCCUCAAAAGCUCCCGUAACUUGAACCACUCAUUUUUUCAGAUAAUGAAGACGAACACAGCGCCAACCAGCGGCUCAACAACCUUAAACAAGAGCUUGAAUGGAGCAGUCUCUUUGCUGACGAAACCCACCAAUACUUCCCUAUACCGAUCAUCACCGUCAACGCAUAUUAUGAGCCGUCCUCCAAUUUCUUCUGUGUGCCGUUGGGAAUUCUGCAGCGGCAUUUCUUUGACAUCAACUAUCCCGCUGCUCUUCAAUACGGAAUCGCUGGAUUUGUCAUUGCCCACGAAAUUAGUCAUGGAUUUGAUCCACACGGAGUCAGAUACAAUUACAAAGGAGAAAAGGUGGAAUUGCUGGAUAGUACGUCAAAGGAAAGUUUUAAUAAGAUGGUCCAAUGUGUGAUCGCUCAAUACAACCGACGGCAUCAUCGAGGGGAAUACACGCAGACGGAGGACGUUGCUGAUAACACGGGUAAGCAUGUAGGAAGCAGGUGCCUUUCAAGCCUCUGCACAAGCCUCCAAUAAUUAAAACCUUUUUUAACAUGCGUCACUUUGCCAUUGCUAGAGGGCCAGUUUUUCUGUUUCCUACAUUAGCAUUCUCCAGGUAUCCGCGCGGCCUUUAAUGCCUAUAAAGCCGAACAGGGAUUGCACGGCUCUGAUCCCCAGCUACCUCAGAAGCCUUUAAAUCAUUAUACGCAAGACCAACUAUUCUUCAACGCUUACGCGCAACUUCAGUGUUCAAGUCAUCCCACAAAUGAUCUCCCAUUUGAAAGUCACUCUUCGUUGUUUGAUCGACUUCACGGAGUCAUGCAGAAUAUGAGGCAUUUUCAAGCUGCCUACCAUUGCCCAAUUGGAUCUGAGUACGCGCCGGAGGAAUACUGCCAUGUUUGGCUUUGA
This is a messenger RNA of Bursaphelenchus xylophilus (pine wood nematode), 2824 nucleotides long. NCBI's taxonomy places the organism in Eukaryota, Metazoa, Nematoda, Chromadorea, Rhabditida, Aphelenchoididae. The record is from the annotation of a GenBank genome assembly.